AUGGGUGGUGCGCUCUCCACUGAUGACGCGGAGCAGAGAGCUUCCUCAGUGGAGGAGCUGAACCAACGCUUGGCUCACCGAUUCGCAGCCAAAUGCUUCGAACCGCUAGAACUGACCCAUCUGAAAGAGAAUUUCUUCUCUAGAGCUCUAGACCAGCAUGGCAUUCGUUAUUGGAAUGAAGAAAUAUUAUCAGAGUUUUUGGGUAUCCCCGACGGUGCGGGUUCGGCAGCCGCUGCAACCAGCGAUGGGUCACUCGAUGCAGGACCUGUCAUCUUCCGUAUGGUCUCCUAUCUCGGCGCAUUUCCAUUUCAAAACACCAUGGCGCCAACAGUAUUGACGUUCGAGUCAAUGGUAAAAGUGGUUGUGCUGCUUACUGAGAGAUAUGGGAAAGUCCUGAAGCGAGGGAAGAAGGAUCGGAUUAAACUACUUUUCGGUAGCCUCGCGGAUGUUGGACGAAGGGAUAUUAUUACGGUAUUGAAAGAAGCCACAGAGGACUCGUUGGAAUCGAUUGGUCCCUCCGAUCCUAGAAGUGCAAGUCCCGCCACUCAUAAUACAGGGUUCUUAGUGGAUCAACCUGUUAACGAUGAGGACGAGGAGGACGAUGACGAUCUAGCUAUUGCAGCCCUGGAAUCUCUUGAUGCGAUUGAAGUAUUCAAACACGACCAACGCAUCGACAAAACCGUCUACGAGUCGAAGAUUUCACUUACUACCUUUCGACGACUUCUAACGUUACUUCUUGUUACGGCGCCACUGCGCCCGCUGGGAAGAGUGUCAAAGUUCACAACAGGAUUGAGCAAACCUUCACUAGACGCUGUACACGAACAGGUGGACAGUAUUCUUGCGGCGUUAGACCCUGGAGAAGCAAGCGAUGGCAUUGGAUAUAAAUCGUUCUCCAAGCUGGUAUCGACGUCACUCCCGUAUCUUUUUGACCCCUUAACUCCCUUGUUUGAGCAUCUACUUUUCAGCAAAAAUCUCGAUCUAUCACGUAAACGUGACUCUCAAACUACCAAUGGCCUGACGAGCAAGCCCGUCCCAACCCCUCCUUCAACCCCUCCACUCUCUCCUCCCUUAUCGCCUGUCAUUUCAACUGGAGGUUUCGACUCAUGUAUUCUAAAUCCUGCCUUUUUUCAUCAACAGAACACGGUGAAUCCUUAA
Messenger RNA from Histoplasma capsulatum G186AR, 1155 nucleotides. RefSeq lists its product as uncharacterized. NCBI's taxonomy places the organism in Eukaryota, Fungi, Ascomycota, Eurotiomycetes, Onygenales, Ajellomycetaceae. The record is from RefSeq and is a predicted model, not a curated record. The coding region runs from base 1 to 1155 and encodes 384 amino acids. The transcript is spliced from 3 exons.